AGUUGUACUAAGUGGUUAGCAUUAACGAGGACUGAGUUUAUCCAGGGAAUCAACGAAUCUGGAAGAUUCCAAAAGGGCUGGAGGUUCAACAGGAAAAGUAAAAACUGCUAGCGGGGACCAUCAAUGAUGUUGCCGGUGCUCACGGCACGGGUCGGCCCUUUCCUGCUGCUAUUUGUCGGGUUCUCGGGAUGUGCCUCCCGGAGUCUCAGUCCCGAGUUUACUGAUUUGUCCAAGAUCUACGGUGACGUAUGCGGCCAUGCUCUCGGUAGCGAGAUAUCUGAUGAGAAUUUCAGAGCUUCCGGCUACCUGUCAGGGUACGAGCCUCGCAUGGCCCGAUUCAACGCUGGCCUAGGAGGCUGGGUAGCUGAGGUGAGCGACAUCGACCAGUGGAUACAGGUUCGUCUGCCAUGGACAAUAUACGUCACCGGGGUUCUCACGCAGGGCAGUGCCGACAACGAAUACUACGUGACUGAGUACAAGGUUAAGUACAAACCGGAGGGCGAGCACUGGUCGUGUAUUCUGGAUAUGCACAGCCAGCCAAAGAUCUUCGAUGGUAACAUUGACAACUCUACCCCAAAGAUUAAUGACUUCCGCCCAGCAGUUUUGGCUGAUUACAUCCGCAUUCUCCCUGUCAAAUGGCAAGGAGUUAUUGCUAUGAGGCUAGAGAUAUUUGGAGGAGGUUGUGAAGAGUGCUGGCAGAAGUAAAAAGCAAGGGAAAGAUCUUGCUGGCAGGAAAGAAUAUCUUUCAAAAAUAUUAUCUUAAGACUAGUAAUUUAUGCAGGUAUCUUGAGUGAGGUAUUUCUCCUUUUUGCAGUAACGAUAAAUGUACAUGAAAUAGGUACAUAAGCAGCAAGUGAAUUAAAACAUCAAUGAAGGCAAAUUCGUUCUUUCAAGCAAACUACAAAUUUCUUUCUCAUUUUCAAAGUUAUGACAUUUGCUGGCACGCUCUGCCAAUACAUUUAUACUUUGAAUCAACGUACUUCUUCCUGUAGUGAAAGGAAUUCUGAUGGAUGGGCGGCGAAGGUCAACUUAGGUUUGGGGGAUAGGAGAGGAAGACAAUUGGGUAAUCAGGUUUUUGUGUCAAUUGGGUUUUUCUUUAGGAUAAGUCAGGCAUCAUAAUUACUAUUUGCACAUAAUUUUGACAUUUCAUGCCUGAACCAAGCAGCUCAAAUGAAGAUCCAAAGUCAAAAUAGGUUUGUCUGACAGGUUAAAUGGCUGCUUCUUUUAUUUCUUGGCAAGAACUGGUCCAAAACAAUGUGGACAUUAGAUAGUCUUUUCGAAUCCCAAUCAUAGUGUCAGUAAAUGACGAUUAUUUUUGUAACUCAUUUUAGGAAAUAACUCGACAUGGGCUAUAGGGAUAUUCCAACUUUUCUCUGCGGACACCAAGUAUGUUAAAUUCUUAAAUUCUUCUGCAGGAAAUAAAGCCUGAUUGCUCAGGGAAAAUAUGACAA
Messenger RNA from Acanthaster planci (crown-of-thorns starfish), 1451 nucleotides. RefSeq names its product EGF-like repeat and discoidin I-like domain-containing protein 3. Gene Ontology annotation, molecular function: signaling receptor activity. Gene Ontology annotation, cellular component: plasma membrane. The record is from RefSeq and is a predicted model, not a curated record. NCBI's taxonomy places the organism in Eukaryota, Metazoa, Echinodermata, Asteroidea, Valvatida, Acanthasteridae.